GAAUGGCUCGAUCCUAACGGUAUUCCUGGAGGUCCCCUUAAGUUCUUACACAUUGACGGCCCGAAUAAGAAGGUGAUCUCUGAAUUACGAGUUGUAGCACGUGAAAAGCGGCGCGCUGAAAGGCAAGUUGACGCUGGACACUUGCGUUAUGAUGCCACGAGACAAUAUGACUUCCACUGUUCAGAAAAUCGCCAAACAGGCCCUUACGACUUUCCGAAACCCCUCUAUUGUCGGAGAACACAAUAAAGUGUUCUUGGAAAAUCAGAGCAAGCUGAAAAACCUUUUAGCGGAGGUCAGAGCGGCCGAUUUGAAGAUUGUACCGCGGAGCGUCGAGAGCGCGUCGAUGAUCCCGCCUCAGCGUCUCGCACCUCCCGCAACAUACAUGCACAUCUACGAGACCGACACCUUCAGCAUGGGGGUGUUUUUAUUAAAAACUGGUGCUUUUAUACCCCUGCAUGAUCACCCGGGAAUGUACGGCAUGCUGAAAGUGAUCUACGGAAAGGUACGAAUCAGCUGUUUCGACAGGCUGGAUACACCUAGAGAGGGAACCAGCGGUGUGCAGUUCAACCCUCCACUGAUGCCCUUCCAGAGGAGCUCUUUACGGCCUUCAGUGCUGAGGUCUGUGGGGGAAUACACGGAGGACAGCGGCCCGUGUGUGCUGUCGCCACACAAGGACAAUAUCCACCAGAUAGACGCUGUUGACGGACCCACCGCUUUCCUUGACAUCUUAGCGCCGCCAUAUGAGCCGGACAAAGGGAGAGACUGCCACUAUUAUAAAGUUUUACAUGCUCAUUCAGAGGCUGCAGAUAGGAAUAGUGAAGCCCAGGAACAGGGUGAUGUGUGGCUUAUGGAAAUACCACAGCCUAGUGAAUUCUGGUGUGGUGGAGAACCUUACCCAGGGCCUAAAGUGUCCCUCUGAAGCACUAUUGGGUUCUGGUUGA
This is a messenger RNA of Rhinichthys klamathensis goyatoka, 941 nucleotides long. It is a transcript of the gene adob, whose product is annotated as 2-aminoethanethiol (cysteamine) dioxygenase b. The transcript has a single exon. Bases 149 to 919 code for a protein of 256 amino acids. Gene Ontology annotation, cellular component: mitochondrion. Gene Ontology annotation, molecular function: oxidoreductase activity, acting on single donors with incorporation of molecular oxygen, incorporation of two atoms of oxygen. NCBI's taxonomy places the organism in Eukaryota, Metazoa, Chordata, Actinopteri, Cypriniformes, Leuciscidae. The record is from RefSeq and is a predicted model, not a curated record.